Stylophora pistillata is the source of this 1292-nucleotide messenger RNA. RefSeq names its product hatching enzyme 1.2. NCBI's taxonomy places the organism in Eukaryota, Metazoa, Cnidaria, Anthozoa, Scleractinia, Pocilloporidae. Gene Ontology annotation, biological process: proteolysis. The record is from RefSeq and is a predicted model, not a curated record. Gene Ontology annotation, molecular function: metalloendopeptidase activity; zinc ion binding.
UACGCAAAACAGAAGUACUUCCUCAUGCCCAUAAUCAUAUUAUGAGCACGAAAUUCUUUUCAACAUCAGCAGUGGCGUGUAUUCUGAUUUUUGCUUCAUGUUCAGUCUCGACAUUCGAUGUUGAAAACGAAAGCCAGGAAGCAUCCAAUCCAGUGAUGCUUGAGCUGUACGAUAGACAAAUGCAAGAAGCAUUUGGGGAGCUGAACCUUGGAAAAGAAUAUUUUGAAGGUGACAUAUUAUUAACAAAUUACCAAAGAGACAGCCUCCAAAACUACUGGCAGAGCACGGUCGAUGACAAAUCAGAGGAAACGGAUUUCGUAAAGAAUGGUUUUCGACAACUUUGGCUCAACAGUACGGUUCCAUACACCAUAGCACCAAAAAUGCGCGAGGAGAGUCUAACAAACAUCCGUGCAGCUAUUAAGGAAUGGCAAGACAGGCUUUGUAUAGUUUUCAAGGAACGGAGGUUUGAGGAUGACUAUGUGGAGUUUGCCUAUGAGGGAGGUUGCUCUUCAAGUAUCGGCCGCAUUGGAGGUCGUCAAGUCAUAUCUGUGGGAUCUGUUGGAACUGAAUAUGCAGAUGUGUCCUGCAGGUCUCCUACGCCUUACGGAAGCAACGUGACUAUCUCGUGUAGUAAAGGGAGCAUAUUGCACGAGAUUGGGCAUGCGCUCGGCUUCUACCACGAACACAAUCGACCGGACCGUGAUAUGUACGUUACAGUAGUUUGGGACAAUGUGAUGCCUGGAUGUAGAGUCCAUUUUAGGAAAGAGCGUUUCAAGACGAUUUAUGGACAGGAUGUCCCAUACGACUACAAUUCCGUGAUGCACUAUGGUUCUUUCUUUUUUGCCCGAGAGAGAGGCAUGAGGACUUUACACGCAAAGGUUAAAGGUGUAGACAUUGGACAAAGAGAAAGACUAAGCACUUUGGAUAUUCAGAAAGGAAGGAUGCUGUACCAGUGUGAUAACGAAAGGGGAUCGAAGGUGGUUGGAGUCAAGUAAUGUGAGUCUGGCCAGUAUUCGAAAAAAUGUGUGAAGGACAUCGAAAAACCUGAAUUUGGAAUUAGCUCAGACAUUGUGGAGCCCAUUAUGCAUGAGGAUUUAGGAGACAGGCUGUUAAAGUUAACGCUUUCAAUUAAAACUUAAACCUCACUAAUAUUCUGUAAUUAAAGUAUGACUGAAAUUAAACACUCUUUCGCCAUUUCAGCUUUAUCAUUCGGCCUAGGAGAUAAAUUUCCUAUUCGAAAAAAUUCAGUUUUAGUAAAUGUUUGUUAAUACAAAAAGUUAAAUGUAGGCAAU